Messenger RNA from Amphimedon queenslandica, 1212 nucleotides. RefSeq lists its product as uncharacterized. The transcript is spliced from 3 exons. The record is from RefSeq and is a predicted model, not a curated record. Gene Ontology annotation, biological process: nucleoside metabolic process. Gene Ontology annotation, cellular component: cytosol. Bases 64 to 1212 code for a protein of 382 amino acids. NCBI's taxonomy places the organism in Eukaryota, Metazoa, Porifera, Demospongiae, Haplosclerida, Niphatidae. Gene Ontology annotation, molecular function: methylthioadenosine nucleosidase activity; adenosylhomocysteine nucleosidase activity.
AAUAUUUAAACCACACCUUGUUUGUGGAGAGAACUAGAAAGAGCUCGAGAAAGAGUGAGAAAAAUGGAUCAUAGCACUCAGCAGGAUAGCGUUGAAGAACAGGUGAAGAAAAAGCCUUUGAAAGAAGAAGUUCAUGAAAAGGUCCCUGCUCCAGUCCCACUUCCUGAAUUAUUUCCAGAACUGGAUGAAAAAGAGUAUGAGACAAAGCUAUCUGAAGAUGAUGUUAAACACAUCGUUGAAGAUAUUCGUAUUCUGCUGAUUACUGUCACUGAGAAAGAGCUAAGAGGAGUGUUGGGCUACUUAAAGCCAUUAAAGGAUAAAGUUAUCAAAUUAUUUAUUAAUGAUACUUUGAUUUACAUUGGAAAAUACGGAGAAUAUUCAGUUGUCAUUGGAAGGAGUGCAUAUGCUAAAGGUCAAAGUGGUUUAAAUGCUUUUAUAGUCACAAAUAAGAUAAUGGAGAUAUUUGAGCCAAGAUAUAUAAUUGCAGUUGGAACCUGCUUUGGAAUGGAUUCAAACAAAGUGCAACUUGGUGACGUCAUUGUUUCUGACAUGAUUGUGGAUUUAACCACCUUUAAGGUAGAAAACGGGAUUAUUGACAUUCGUGGAGCUCAACCUGGAGCAGGAAAUACUCUUUUACGCUUUUUUGGGGGCACUUCUAGACUUAAAAUAAAACAUUCUGAUAAAGAAAAUGCUAAAGUGGUCAACGUUUAUUGUGGUCCUAUUGUUUCUACUUCUGAUGUAGUCAAUGAUGAAGAUUUUAAAGAAGAUUUAAGAAAAGUACGUUCUGAUGCUCUUGCUGGUGAAAUGGAAGGGACUGGAAUAUUUCGUGCUGCUAGUGAGGCUAAACAUAAAGUAGAAGCUAUUGUCAUUAAAGCUGUUGUUGAUUGNGCUGAUGGGCAGAUAGAUGAAUUCCGAAGUUGGAAGCCUUUUGCAUCUCAUGCAGCUGCUACGUAUGUUCAUCAUAUAUUGAAUAAUGUACUAAAGCCAAUGAGAUCUCGGUGGGCGGGUCUUGCCGAUCAAUUAGACGUGAGUAGACCAGCAGCUGGAGGAGGAGAUGACCUAACGUGUCUGGGUAGCGUAUUAAGAGAAUGGAUGGACAAGAAGGAUAAAGGGAAUCCUGAUCUUAUGUGGAGGGAAAUCAAAGAAGCUGUUACUGAAAUGGAAGAGAGUGAUGUACUUAUUGGACUUUUAGCUAUAAUGGAAAAUCUUUAA